AUGGAGAAAGCAGGUGGACAUUCAGCUCAAGGUACAAAUAUAGAUGAAUUGGGGGAAAAAAAAACUUGUGGAGAUGAAAAAGGAGGUUCCUUUUGUGAGUUAAAUAUGGAGGGGAUGGUUGUAGAUAGCUUGAAUGAACAUGUGACAGGAGUUUCUAUUUCCUCGAAAGAGGAUAACGUGAGCCGAGGUGGAGAAACUCCCACGUUAGUAGUCCAACCAGAUGAUGAGACAUUCGAGUUGACUUCACCUCUCCCUGUGGACAAGAGUGACAAGGAAUCUCCGGGGGGAAAUGAAGCAAAUGAACGAGAUGAACGAAACGAACCUGAGCAGCAACACGUGGAGCAGACGGAGCAGGUGGACAAUGAGGAGUACCUCUACGUAAGCGAACAUCUUAGGAUUAAAAAAGACAAACAGAUCUUUGUGAGCAACGCUCUGAAUGAUUACAUCAACGAACACCUGAACUUUUUCAGUUCAUGUGACGAGAAAUUUUUUAAAAACGAAAAUGGAGAGGCAGAAAGGUUCAUGGAAAUUGGAUUAAAUCUGAAAUACUUGAGGUAUAGGGACAGAAUGAAGAGGAGGAAAAGGCGGGUCGUCAGCAGGGGGGGUGAAGCAUCCUCUAAUGCUACUUCAACAGUGGAGGGUACUAUGAGGAAAAAGUCCUCAGACAGCCACGUCGCCUCAUCUGAUAGCAGCAGCCUCUUUUCCAAUUCGUCUUCAGAAGAAGAGGAUCCCCUCAACAAGAGCCCCUGCACCUCGGACGAGGAUAUACUUGAGCAGCUGCAUUUCGACAAAGAGUCCUUACGUACAAUGAAAAAGUUAGAGCGAUCUAAGAACGCCUAUUUUAAAUACCUGAGCGAUUUGUGUGUCAAGUACGACAUAAUGAGUCGCUUCACUUUACCCUACUUGGAACGAGUGAAAGGGGUGAUUAGAAAAUCUCCCGCUCCUUUGAGACAGAGAAGAGAAACAAGUGAUGUACCCAUAGAGGCAAUGCAGCUUUUUCUGGAGGACGAGGAAAAUGCCAAGAGGAUUGAACUAUGCCAGAAGAGGUUAAGAUCUGAUGUGGUUAAUUCGAUGUUUGGUUUUCAUAUCAUCAGUGAUACUCACCCGAUGAAGGUUCCCAUUAAGGGUGUCAAUCGUUUGGGUGCGGGGGAAAUGAGUUCGAGCAUGACCACGUCUACUUGCAACCCCUUUGUAUACAAGUCUUCGCAGAGCACGAAACGUGUGGAGACUUUCAAGCAAGGCGAUAAUGCCUCGCAUGGGGAGGAGGGAACCAAGAGGAGGAGACGACAAGGUGUCAUGAAGGAAAACAAUCAUAGGGGUAGAAGCCAAAUGAGGGGAAGAAGCACGGGGGGAAGAAGCACGGGGGGAAGAAGCACGGGGGGAAGAAGCAUGGGGGAGAAAAACUACCUGAAUGAUUACAUUAAAAAGGUGCAAACGAAUUCAAAAUUACACAAUAGAGUGGGGACCAUCAAGGAGUACAUUUUACUUUCUAACUGGAAUGAGCUGAGGAGACACCACCACACCGUGAAGCUAAUGUCGGACCAACGAAGGAGUAAUGCCAAGCUGCUUGCUAACCAAUGUUAUGAGCAAAUGAAGCUAAUUGAGAAAAAGAGGAAAAUAAUUAUCGAACGGGAAGAAAAAGAACGUUUGAGAUUGCUCAAGGAAAACGACAUGGACGCUUAUAUGGAUUUACUAAAGAAUACAAAAAAUAAGCGACUCCAGGAAUUGCUAGAUGUGACGGAGGAAUUUUUAACGAACAUGUCAUCAUGCGUGAUGUGGCAGAAGAAGGAAAGUGCAUCUGAUGUUGUGUCUCGAGAUGAACCUUCAUCAAUCGGUUCGAAUGAAAUGGAUUCUACAUAUCAUUCGAAGGGUACAAAUAUGGCCAUGAAGUCUAAUUACAAGGAUGCCCGGGAGAAAUACCUUCUUGUGUCUCACUCGGUUAGAGAGAAGGUGGUGCAGCCGUCGAUCUUGAUUGGAGGAACCCUAAUGAAGUAUCAACUGGAAGGGUUAGAGUGGCUCAUCUCUCUCUACAACAAUAAUUUACAUGGGAUCCUUGCAGACGAGAUGGGUCUAGGGAAAACUAUUCAAACGAUUAGUCUGUUUGCCUACCUAAAGGAGUUUAAGUGGGGAGGCAUGUGUGAUGGGAAAAGUGAAUCUGGUGGUGGUGCAAGAGGAAGACAUCCGAAGAAUCUGAUAAUAGUACCUUUGUCCACAUUACCAAACUGGAUGAGCGAAUUCGAAGCAUGGUGUCCUUCGCUUAAAGUCAUCACAUACAAAGGAACCAAGUGGGAAAGGAAGGGAUUAGCAAAACUGAUGCUCGAAUCUGAAUACGACAUUUGUCUGACCACCUUCGAUUUUGCUAUAAAGGAAAAAGCAUUGCUCAUAAAAUUUUUUUGGACCUACAUAGUAGUAGAUGAAGGGCACAGAAUGAAAAACAGUAAAUCGAGAUUUCAUAUGAUUUUAAAGGAUUUUAAAAGUAAGCAUAGGGUACUGUUGACUGGAACACCUUUACAAAAUAAUCUCUGUGAGUUGUGGUCUCUUUUGAAUUUCCUAUUACCAAAAAUUUUUUCCUCUUGUGAAGAUUUCGAGAGAUGGUUUAUACGCCCAUUACAUAAUGAUAAGGAUGUACAAGACGUGGUCAUAACAGAAGAGGAACAGCUGCUAAUUAUAAAUAGGUUACAUAGCGUCCUCCUCCCUUUCAUGUUGAGGAGAGUAAAGAAGGAUGUGUUAAAGUCACUACCGAAAAAGUACGAGUACAACGUAUAUAUAGAUUUGUCUUUAUACCAGAAAAUGCUUUACCGCCAAAUUGAGAUGAAAGGGUUCAUGCAAAUUAAUAAGAAUGGCUCCAUUAGUAACAAGUCAUGUCACAAUAUGGUGAUGCAACUGAGGAAGGUCGUGAACCAUCCGUAUCUUUUCCUUGAAGAGUACAACCUUGACGAUUGCUUAAUAAAGUGCAGUGGGAAAUUUGAAGUGCUAGACAGGAUGCUUCCAAAGCUGCUCAAGUUUCGUCACAAAAUUUUAAUUUUCUCCCAAAUGACAAAACUGAUGGAUAUCCUCUGCGACUACCUGGACUACCGCGGACACCGCUUCCACCGCCUCGACGGAAACAUCGGCCUGCACGAGAGGAGGAGGAUCAUCGAGCAGUUCAACCGCGUUGGCGUGGAUGAAGCGGAUAAAGCGGCUGGUGUGGAUGAAGCAAACGACGCAAAUGGCGUGAGUGGAGCGGGUGCCUGUGAGGGUGACCCCCUGGAUGAGCCAAACGGGGGGCACGACGAAACCAUGAUUUUUAUGCUGUCCACUCGCUCGGGCAGUCUAGGCCUAAACCUACAAACAGCGGACACGGUGAUCAUCUUCGAUAGCGACUUCAACCCCCACCAAGACAUACAAGCCAUGUGCAGGUGUCAUCGAAUUGGGCAAAAGAAUGUCGUAAAGGUAUUCCGGUUCAUUACUCUGUCUGGAGUAGAAGAACUCAUUUUCCAAAGGGCACAGGAUAAAUUAACCAUGAACGACAAGGUAAUACAGGCAGGUCUAUUUAAUAAAAUAUACAGUGAUGAGGACAGAAAGAAUAAGCUCAAAAAUAUUUUACAAAGGAGCCAGAAGGGACAAGUCAUGGUGCACUCCACCAACCCACUGCUACUCAACUACUACAUGCAGAGGUCAGAUGUGGAGUUGGAAUAUUUUCUCAGAUUCGAUGAGAGGUACUUCGGCUCCGAAUUAUACACACAUCUGAAGACUCUCAAUGAGGACAAGCCAGACGCGGUGCAGUUGACGUAUAUGAGUGAGGACGACGAAAUGGGAGGCGGCGAAAUGGGAGGCGGCGAAAUGGGAGGCGGCGAAAUGGGAGGUGGCGAAAUGGGAAGCGGCAAAAUGGGAAGCGACGAAAUGGAAAAGGAAAAACUGCCUCCAGAUGAACCGCCCAUAGAAGAAGCCCUCUCCUGGGAGGAACAACGCAGUUCCAUUUUGAAGGAGGAAAACCAAAACGAAAUCGAGGCAGUUUUAAUAAAAAGCAAAAAGCUUGUUAACAAGGACGAACUUCCGUCGUAUCUCUUUUACGAGGACAUAGACGACGGAGUCGAGGUGGAGUUCAAGAGGACGCGCAGGCAAAUUAACGUGCACCUCAUGGACGAGGAGAAUCUCUCCAAUGUGGAAUUUCUGCAGUUGAUUGAUUCAGGGGGGGAAGCGGAAGAAGAAGCGGUGCGCAGCGACACGGUGAAAGAGGAGACGGAGAUAAGUGAGAAGGAGAAGGGUGAAGGCGCAGGGAAUGACACCACCAACGGCCAGCCGCAACAUGGCGACCCCGUAAAUGAUGACCUGACGAACGGCGAGCCGCAAAAUGGCGACCCGGCAAAUGAUGACGACUCGCCAGGCACACGAACUCCCCUGGGCGCGCACACCAUCGAGCGACCGAACAAGAAAAGCAGCCCCUACAACUUCAGACGCUCGGGCACAACGGAGCGCACGUACUGCACCAGAAAUGGGCGGAUUAGCGAGGGCAGCAGCGUCACUCCACAGAGGGGCAAAAGGAAAUCGAGCAGCCCUGGGGAGGUACGACUAAAUCAGGACAAAAAGAAAAGGAAAAGUAGGGGGUAG
This is a messenger RNA of Plasmodium fragile, 4590 nucleotides long. RefSeq lists its product as uncharacterized. Gene Ontology annotation, cellular component: nucleus. Gene Ontology annotation, biological process: positive regulation of transcription by RNA polymerase II. The transcript has a single exon. Gene Ontology annotation, molecular function: ATP-dependent chromatin remodeler activity; DNA binding; ATP binding. NCBI's taxonomy places the organism in Eukaryota, Apicomplexa, Aconoidasida, Haemosporida, Plasmodiidae. The record is from RefSeq and is a predicted model, not a curated record. The coding region runs from base 1 to 4590 and encodes 1529 amino acids.